Messenger RNA from Aphanomyces astaci, 957 nucleotides. RefSeq lists its product as hypothetical. Bases 1 to 957 code for a protein of 318 amino acids. NCBI's taxonomy places the organism in Eukaryota, Oomycota, Saprolegniomycetes, Saprolegniales, Verrucalvaceae. The transcript has a single exon. The record is from RefSeq and is a predicted model, not a curated record.
AUGCAAGAUAAGGUCACGGCCCAGAUGGUGACGGAUGCGAUAACGCGCUUUGAAGUCAACGCUGCCAAGAACUUCCGCCACGACGACCCGGACCUCACUCCAUGCACUUUGCCGGUGCUCGUCGCGUCCAACGUCAGUGCCGGCGAGGCCGAAAUGUUUUUCACGUCGCGAGUUGCCAACUUGGCCACCUUCUUCCAAGACGGCGCAACGGGGGACGUUUUUGUGACCAAGGUCUCAAACGCGCCAGCCAACCGUGCGUUGGAAGGCCUAGAUAAUGGCGUUGCAGGCUACGUUAAUGCGUACAGCCCGUUUCUAUAUGGAAAUGUGGAGGUUGACAUGUUGAUCUCUGCCUCAUAUGUCAUCUUCGACUACGCCAUCCAACCGUGCCUUCUCCCUGCUGGCGAGGUCGAUGCAGAACCUCCCCGUGGCGUACCGACCUCUCGCAUUGUCAUCGAGAUUGAGUACAAUGACCGCACCCUGUCGGAGCUGCAGAUGUGGGCCACACGACUCCUUGGCAACCCCCUCAUUCGAGCCUUCGUUGGAAUUUUCGUGUUCAAUCGCUACCCCGAUGGCACGUUUGCGAUGCUCGCUGUGCUCUUCCGCCGUGAUGCCGAUGGGAACGUUGUUGUGUUUGACGCGGCCUCGUUCGGCACGAGAGCGCUGCACCCCAGUGUGAUGUCUGUUGUCAAUGAGAUGCCAUUUGCGCAAGGAGCAGCCCUUCGUGAGCUGCCGUUGCCGCCCGUCGUUGUUCCACACGAAGGGGGGUGCUUGUGUGCCUACAUUCGCGAAGACGACGGCCCUCCAAUACCUGCCGCUUGGAGCGGUUCGAACCCGUCCAUCACCGUGCCGGGGGAGGAUGUGUUCUGGAUGGCGCCUGCUCCCGCCAUGGAUCCCCUGCCCGACCUCGUGAUCGACUUAUGGCGCAUUUACUACAAGGUCGCGUCAUGCCGCAAUUGA